Molecule: messenger RNA, 3093 nt
Organism: Angiostrongylus costaricensis
Lineage: Eukaryota; Metazoa; Nematoda; Chromadorea; Rhabditida; Metastrongylidae
Source: the annotation of a GenBank genome assembly
AUGGCUGUAGCCGAGCAUGAUCCCAAGGAAUUCGGGGUCGAAGACCUCGUGCUGCUUACGGAAAUCGACUUGUCAAGUAUUGUUGACAAUUUGAAAUUAAGGUUUUCGAAAAGUCGCAUCUACACCUAUAUUGGGGAAGUUUUAAUAGCCGUUAAUCCAUAUCGAAAUCUUCCCAUAUAUGAAAAGGAUACAGUUGAGAAAUAUAAGGGUCGCGAGAUCUAUGAACGGCCACCGCACGUGUUCGCAAUCGCCGACAGCGCGUAUCGUGCGAUGAAGAGGUACGGAUGGGAUUCCUGCAUCGUCAUAUCGGGAGAAUCUGGUGCUGGAAAAACGGAAACGAGUAAAAUCAUUAUGCGAUAUCUUGCCACCAUUACGAAUCAGCAACAACAGAAGGACAUUGAGCGAGUGAAGAAUAUUCUAUUGCGAUCGAAUUGCAUUCUGGAGUCACUUGGAUGCGCAAAGACAAAUCGUAACGAUAACUCGAGUCGCUUCGGAAAAUAUAUGCAUAUCAAUUUUAAUUUUAACGGUGAUCCUGUUGGCGGCAAUAUCACGAAUUAUUUAUUGGAGAAGUCGCGAGUUGUGAGACAACAAUAUGGUGAACGGAAUUUUCACGUCUUCUAUCAUCUUCUUAGAGGAUUUGACGACAAUCGGCUGCAACAGCUUGGGCUCGUAAGAGAUCCAAAACAAUAUUAUUAUCUGAAUCAAGGCCAAAGUGAUAAGGUAUCUUCACUUGAUGAUGCCCACGAUUUUAAAGAAGUACAACAGUCCUUCAAAGCUAUCAGUACCUUCGACGACAGCGAUAUUGAUGAGUUAUGGUCGGUGAUUGCUGGUGUGCUUCAUCUUGGAACCAUCACAUUUGUCGAUUCGGAGACGUCAAACGGUGAUUGUCAUGUUUCGAACACCGAAGGACUUCAGAAGGCUGCCAGGUGCAUGUCGGUUGCGCCGGAGGAAUUACAGAAAGCUCUUACUUCACAGGUGGUAGCAGCCUGUGGUGAUGUGGUGGCAAAAAUUCAUGAUGUAAACGCAGCCCUCUACACGAGAGAUGCAUUGGCCAAGGCCGUCUACGAACGACUAUUCUCAUGGGUUGUGCAGAAGAUUAACGAAUCGAUAUCUUUCAAACAGAAUUCUCAAUACAACAAAGGAACCGUAAUCGGCGUCCUGGAUAUUUAUGGAUUUGAAAUUUUUGACGUUAAUAGUUUUGAGCAACUCUGCAUCAAUUACUGUAACGAAAAACUACAGCAGCUAUUUAUCGAACUCGUCUUGAAACAAGAACAGGAGGAAUACGAACGAGAAGGAAUUAAAUGGUCAAAAAUCGACUACUUCAACAACAAAGUACGAUCGUCGAUAGACUCAAAUCUCAGUAAAACGUCAAAAUGUGAUGUCGUUCAGAUAAUUUGUGAUCUGGUUGAAAUGCCACGAACCGGAAUUCUUUCCGUACUUGACGAUGCUUGCGCUUCAGUUGGGAACGUAACCGAUCAGGUGUUUCUCAGUGAGUUGGACAAAAAUCUUCAUUCACACAAGCACUACAGCAGUCGUGGAUUGAAACAAUCCGACAAAACUGUGAAACACGACGAGUUCAAAAUUACCCAUUACGCCGGUGAUGUGGCGUAUUCAGUGAAUGGAUUUAUGGAUAAGAACAGAGACACGUUGUUUCAGGACCUGAAGAGGCUACUGUAUAACAGCAAAAGCCGAUUACUUCAGUCGUUAUUCCCGGACGGUUCAAAGUCAGUAACUCAAGUGAAUCGGCGACCACCAACGGCUGGUUAUCUCUUUAAGAAUUCGAUGUCGACCUUGGUGGCUCAGUUGGCCAGCAAGGAACCUCAUUAUAUUCGCUGUAUUAAACCGAAUGAAGAAAAAAGUAGCAUUAUUUUCGAUAUGGAACGUGCUGAACAUCAAGUUCGGUAUCUUGGUCUUCUGGAAAAUAUUCGUGUACGACGUGCAGGAUUUGCUUUCCGAUGCAGCUAUGAGCGAUUUAUCAACAGAUACAAACUGUUGUGUCCUCAAACAUGGCCGAAUCCACGUAAUGGAUCACCGUGUGAGAACUCGUCCAUAAUUCUGAAGCAAAUUGGGCUCGAUGAGGACUGCACUUACGGGAAAACAAAGGUGUUCAUUCGAAAUCCAAGAACUGUUUUUCGACUUGAAGAGUUACGAAGUCAAAAACUUCCAGAAGUUGUCGUCUUCUUGCAAAAAAUGUUUCGCGGUGCAAUUGCUAGGCGACGAUAUAAACGGACAAAGGCCGUCUACAAAAUCAUGGCCGCCUAUAAGCGCUUCAAGCUUCGCAGUUACAUCAUCUACGUCAUUGAUUUAUUCCGAGGUGUACGACAAAUGCUCGAUCUCGGUAAAAACAUCCGCUGGCCGGCACCACCAAUUGUAUUGGCCCCCUUUGUCACCAAACUCCGUGUUGUUCAUCAACGAUGGCGUGCGGCUACGAUACUUGCCACAGUGCCACAACAUUUACGAGAGUCUUUACCUGAAAAACUCGCCGCAUUCGGGGCUUUAAAUGGUAAGCGUGAGCGCUGGGGUUAUUCACAAUCGUGGAAAGGCGAUUAUUUGGCGCUGAGUGAUGAACCCAGCUACAAUCCGUUAAACUAUUGUGAUGCAACUGCAGCUCUUCGUAAAACUCAUCCGUACACAAAAGUUCUUUUCAGCACCUUUUUUCAGAAAUUCAAUCGAUUCAACAAGUCUUCGUUGCGAGUGCUGGUUGUCACCGAUAAGUACAUCGCUAAACUUGACGCGAUUAAAUUCAAACUACUUAAAUCAGUUAUUCCAUUGCAAAAUAUCUUUCGACUAUCUCUGUGCCCGGAACCGAAUGGACUUUUUGUGAUACACAUCGCCGACAACGACAUCAUUGGUUGUUUGAAGAACGGCCGAGAAGAAGAGCGAGUAGGAGAGAUGGUUGGCACCCUCCUGGCUCAGUAUGAGAGAAUGAAUAUGCGACCACCCACGGUGAUUGUCGCCCCGUCAUUAAGCGUUUGCCUUGGCGGAAAAACUCGUGCUGUUCGAAUAUUUCCAGCUGAUCCCACCCAACAAGCUGUCUUCAAGAAAAACGGUAACGAUGUCGACCUUAUAUGUCAUAAUAUGACAGCUGUUUAA